Sordaria macrospora k-hell is the source of this 2730-nucleotide messenger RNA. NCBI's taxonomy places the organism in Eukaryota, Fungi, Ascomycota, Sordariomycetes, Sordariales, Sordariaceae. The record is from RefSeq and is a predicted model, not a curated record.
AUGCCGAGCAUAUGGAAGUCGGGCGCAAACGCCGGCCGAGUAAAGGCCGGUAGCAAGUCCAUCCGAGGGACAAUCUCAGGACCGAUACCAAUACCGAACGCCCUUGACGAUGACAACGAAUUCCCCAUUCGAUCUUUGGGCGCAAUCAGGUCCACAAAGACUGAAGACGAGUUUGGCGGUAUCCAAAGACCAGGGACUGGUGGAAUUGCCAGCCCAAUAGCUUCACCAACAGCAAUUCAAGCGGUGGAAGGAGGAGCGUUGAAGGAACAGCUCUACGACAAUAGGCACCAUGAUGAAAGUAGCGACAGCGACAGAGAGAGAAGCCCAGGUUCAAGGCAGGGCAUCAACUCAGCAACUUUUGAGAUUCAGGGGGAGCAUGUGGGCGGGGAUGGAAUUUCUCCAGUGGUCUCCCAAAGAGCAAAAGCGCCAUCAGACCCUCCACCACUGUUGCCACCGAACUCUGCCGGUGCUGCAUCAUCAUCUACUGAGAGACAACGGACACCGCAGCGAACCUCCCCGCCGCAGACGUCAUCGCCAUUGAGAACGACUCCAAUGAGGGUUAUGACGACACCCUCAACGGGACGGAUCACGAACCCCCUUCAGAGCACUGCCCUGCGAUACUCGACCAUUAGCGAUACCCCGAGUGGGCAGACUAACAACAGCAAGGGGCAGCCGCAGAGGAAGCAGUCCACACUGCGCUCGGCACUGGGCAAGUUAUUUGGACGAGGAAAGAAGAAGAAUGGGUUGGCGGCUGGAGAGCAGAGGAGUCCUCCUAAUUCGGAGCGCGAGUCUGUUCUCAUGUCUCAGCACAAGAGUGACCCAAGUGCACUUCAUCGGACGAUUGAAAUGUCGCCCAAGCGAUCUGCCUCGCUUCCCAUCAGUGAGCUCGACAGGCCGCUGCGCUCGCAUUCUAUCGGGCCAGAUGACAUCCGGGCUAUCGAAAGUGCCCGGAAUUCACUCCAGGCCGAUAUUGGAGGGAACUCCGGCUCCAUCGCAAGGCGGCGCGCUGCAGCGGCAAAUGCAAAUGAGCGCCGGUUCUUGUUUGUGCCGCGCUUUCCUGAGGCCGAAGUAGGCGCCGGCUUGUCACCACGACCUGCCAGUAGCCACGGUCGCGGAAGCCGACUGUUUGCUGGAGUUCCGCGCGGGGAACAUGACGACCCAAGUGAAAUUGGGCGCGCCAUCACCAGCGAUAGUGGCAGCCAUGCGGGGAAUUGUCGGGCGCCGGAGCGCCGUCGCAGCGACGAAAUUCGGUACUGGCGUGAGUCCUACAACGCGGGAUUCCACUCGCCACUAUCAUCGGACGCGAACGUCAAUGCCGAUAUUGACAACGACGGUGUAGCAGAUCUCAGCGUCCCCGCAAGCCCCGCAGUCGAGAGACCACCGGAUACACCUCCGCAGCCGUUCAACUUUGGAUCGAUAUCGAAGCAGAUGGUGGGAAUGAAGAUCACUCAAGCGGUCACCAUCGACACCCGUAUUGGCACCCUCGAGACACGGACCGGAAAGUUGGAGCGGGUUGUCGACCAGCUUUGUCACGUAGUUCCCGGGUUCAGGGGCCCGCUCAGCGAUAUUUCGGCGGUCGGAGGAGGGAGAGGUACCGGAGGACCAGGAACCAUCAGAACCAUUUCUGACGGUCGACCUUCCUUCACAUACACUGCUGCCUCGCCGCCGCCCCCUCCGAUUUCCCCCGUCCCACCACGUCAAGGACAGCAACCAGUUAAUUCCCAGUCCGACAUCAGCCACUCCCCACGAGCUAGCAGUGAGCGACAGUCGAUGGAUUCGGACUCGCAUUCGCAGAUUUCGUUCGGCGAAGCCCAGACCUUCAUCGGUUCUCUCCACCCGCCCUCAUCAUCAGCCACCCAAGCACAAUCCUUAACCACCGCCACCACGCCCACCACGGCCGCGACCCUCAGCCUCCCACCCCACCCAGAGGAGCCGAACGACACAGACCGGGACCGGCCAACUUCCAACUCCACCGUCCGCGGCGUCGCCAGCAUGCCUUCCAUGCACGAAAACGCCACGACAGCCUCCAUCAGCGAGUACUCCUCCACCAACGCCCACAACCCGACCUACUACAACCAGUACCACGCCCUCCUUAGCCAGCUGGACUCGGAGCGGCAGGCCCGCCAGGCGCUCGAGGGGCAGGUCAAGAAGUUGUCGGACCGCUUGAACGCGUUGUCGAGCACCAUGUAUGCUUUGGUCAGGGAUAGCGGGUCGUGGGGGGCACCUGAUCCGUCCAGUCCCCGAUCAACUAUAAGCGGAGGAGGAGGAAGAAGAGGCAGAGGCCAUCCGCCAUCGCACAUCCCGAGUGUUUUCGACUACGAUAAUGCCGACGAUGAUCAGCAUGGAGAAGACGACGAAGACGACGAGGAGGAUAUCGACGAUAACGUUGAUCCAGCUGUGAGACACGGAGGACAUCACAGUGUUGGGGUCGUUUCUAAGGCGAAGUUGGCUUUGGUCGCGAAACCUACCUCUAGAGGUAGCGGCGUCGGCGGCAGAGGUGGUCAGGAAGACGACGAGGCGGAAGAUUUCCAGACGCCGCGGGAAGAGUUUCAGACGCCGAUGACGCCGACACCGCCGGGUUACACUUAUGGGGCUUUUAGCCCUGAGGUUGAGAGCGGCGAUGACGAGGCCGGCGGGGACUCUGAAUCUGAUGCCAGGGCGGAGAAGAAGCAGAAGAAGGCGGCGAGGACGCUGAGCUUGAGUCAGUUGACCAUGCCCAAGAGGAUCUGA